This is a messenger RNA of Sardina pilchardus (European sardine), 1990 nucleotides long. It is a transcript of the gene rbpms2b, whose product is annotated as RNA binding protein, mRNA processing factor 2b. NCBI's taxonomy places the organism in Eukaryota, Metazoa, Chordata, Actinopteri, Clupeiformes, Clupeidae. Gene Ontology annotation, molecular function: protein homodimerization activity; mRNA binding. The record is from RefSeq and is a predicted model, not a curated record. Bases 352 to 978 code for a protein of 208 amino acids. Gene Ontology annotation, biological process: negative regulation of smooth muscle cell differentiation. The transcript has 8 exons.
CUAAUUGGUGGAUAGGGUAACUCUGAUACAGACCUCCCCUCUGAACAAGUUACACACUUGGCUUCAGAGUUAACUAAAGCAGGAUAGAUGUAAGCGGGAGGGACACACAGCCACCUCUUCUCACUUCUCUCACCUUCACAGUGCACCUUUCCACCUUUCUUUCCACUCUGCCACCGUAGUUUAGCUUUUCUAUUUUUCCAAGUAUUUUUGGGAUAUACUCGUCUUUAUCGCAACUUCACUUGGGCACCUCUUUUCGAACACCAGAAGAAACUGCUAGCUUACGACGCGCAGGAAUCUGCUUAAGCAAGGAACAGAACUUUCCCCCGUGUAGUUGAAAAGAUUUCAAACAACAUGAGUCUCAAAUCUGAUACCGAGACAAACAACGUAUCUAUGGAGGAGGAGGUGCGCACACUGUUUGUGAGUGGCCUCCCAACAGAUAUCAAGCCCCGUGAACUUUAUCUGCUGUUCAGACCAUUUAAGGGUUAUGAAGGUUCACUGAUUAAAUUAACAUCAAAGCAGAUUGUGAACGUCUUCUCUACCCUUUUCCAGCCUGUUGGGUUUGUUACCUUUGACAGUCGGUCUGGCGCUGAAGCGGCAAAAAAUGCAUUAAACGGGAUACGUUUUGACCCAGAAAGUCCACAGACCCUACGGUUAGAGUUUGCUAAGGCCAACACGAAGAUGGCUAAGAGUAAACUGAUGGCCACACCGAACCCCACAAAUAUCCACCCCGCUCUAGGAGCUCACUUCAUAGCACGGGACCCAUAUGACCUGACGGGGGCAGCGUUGAUCCCUGCUUCACCUGAGGCCUGGUCCCCUUACCCACUGUACACCACUGAGCUGACCCCUGGUCUUCCCCACACAGCCUUCACCUACCCUGCCGCCGCUGCUGCCGCUGCCGCCCUCCAUGCCCAGAUGCGCUGGUAUCCCUCUCCAUCAGAGGCCUCCCAGCCAGGGUGGAAGUCACGUCAAUUCUGUUAGAUUAUUUACACUUCACACCAGGGUCGGUGUCCCACUGGAGUGAGACGUGCAGAGCUCUUUGUUAUUUAAUCAGGUUUAUUUAAUGGAUAAUUUACAUAGCGGACGAUGUUUCAUUUGGAAACGGCCAGACGGUGUUUGAAGUAAAAUCUUUUUCAAUCACAUUCUGAUGCUGUGUGAUGACUGUGACGGUACAGACAUAGCACUUGCAAAAAUCCAAGCUAUUUUCUUUCCUUUAGGGGAGGGUGUUCUGCAGAGGAAAUAUAAAUUUAUGAAGUGACGAAGCUGCUCUUUUCAUAGGGAAGGACUAGGCUUUUUGGGGAACUGAGGCAGCCAUAGUGCAUGUUCAAUUUUGGCAUGAUGUAGAAUGUAUGGUUCUGUGUUUGUUUUACAGUACAGUCAGUUGCCUCAAGGCCAUGGCCUUUUCCAUUUUUUCUUUGUUUUUCAUUUGCCUUCUAUCUUCUGUGUCUUAGUCUAGCUCCUGUAUAAAAAAAUAAGAAAAAAAAAGAAGCUAUACUUGUAAUAUAUGCAAAGUGGUGUUAAACUUAUUGGUAUUUUAUUUUCCUGGAGAAUAUGUUUUGCAUGCAUUGAUAUUUUCUUUUCGAGUUCAACAUCACCCUUGCAAAAGUGGAGCCAAUAUGUAGAGCAUCAAGUUGGUGAAUCACCAUUAUUGCAACCCCUGUGUGACAAUCUUGUCUUGCCAAAUUAUUGAUGUCUAAGAGUAUAUUUGAACAAAAAAAGUACAAGUAUUUUUGUACUUUUGUGCAAUGUAUAUUUAUGCAUUUUUGUGUGAUUAAAUCUGUACAAGGUAAUAUCUAGUUGUCUUUUCCAUUUUGAGUUUGUGUGGGUGUAAUAAUCAUUUAUCCUGUUUGACAUAGGUUACUGGUGCAAUAGUCUUUCCUAACUUGCUUUGUGUUGCAUGGCAUUUUUUUGGAACUGCAACUUUGUAUCCAGGGUUGGCUGUUAAAAUAUCUUUAUGAAUGUGAAACUGGAUUAAAAGAAACCCUAACCUCAA